UUUGGAACGGUUUUAAGUCAGCUGAAAAUAAGCACAAGCUUCAGUCUACCAGCUGCCUGCUUUGAGCAUAACUUGACCAGGAUCUGAACACCUCCAAAUGCAAAAAUGAUUUGGCAACUAACAUCUUAUUGGACACCUCUGGUCACACCCUUGAUUUCUGCCCUGCUGCUACAGCUCCCUCUUACUCACCUUUCCACCAUCCCACAGCCAAACGUUGUCCUGCUGAUGGCUGAUGAUCUGGGCAUAGGGGAUGUUGGUUGUUAUGGGAAUGACACUAUCAGGACCCCAAAUAUUGACCGCCUGGCAAAGGAAGGAGUGAGACUGACCCAACACAUUGCUGCAGCUCCACUGUGCACCCCCAGCAGAGCAGCUUUCCUCACUGGCAGAUACCCCCUCCGAUCAGGGAUGGAUGCUAUCAACAAUUACCGUGUUAUUUUUUGGAAUGGCGGCUCAGGAGGGCUUCCUCCAAAUGAAACCACUUUUGCCAAAAUACUGCAGCAGCAAGGCUACAGCACAGGACUGAUAGGGAAGUGGCAUCAAGGUGUUAACUGUGAAUCCCGCAACGACCAUUGUCAUCACCCUUUAAACCACGGGUUUGACUAUUUUUAUGGGAUGCCUUUUACACUAAUAAGUGACUGCCAACCAACAGAAACACCAGAGAUGGACAGAGCCUUUAGAAGGAAACUCUGGCUUUCCACUCAGAUGAUUGGCCUGGUUACACUCACUGCUGCCUUGGGAAGGCUGACCGGCUUGAUUUCCAUCCACUGGAAGAUGCUGACCUGCCUUGCUGGGUUUAGCCUCCUGUUCUUCAUAUCCUGGUUCUCAAGUUAUGGGUUUGUACGAUACUGGAACUGCAUUAUGAUGAGAAACCAUGAAGUUACUGAACAGCCAAUGGUGACAGACAGGACUACGUCCCUCAUCUUGAGAGAGUCCAUUUCAUUUAUUGAAAGAAAUAAGCAGAAGCCAUUCCUCCUCUUUCUUUCCUUUUUACACUCCCACACCCCUCUCCUCACCACAAAGGAGUUUCUUGGGAGGAGCAGCCAUGGCUUAUAUGGAGACAAUGUAGAGGAGAUGGACUGGAUGGUGGGCCAGGUUCUAGAUGCUAUUGACAAUGAAGGCUUGCAAAAUACUACACUAGUUUACUUUGCCUCUGAUCAUGGUGGAUGGCUGGAAAGACAAGAAGGCAAAAGGCAGCUGGGUGGCUGGAAUGGAAUAUACAGAGGUGGAAAAGCUAUGGGAGGCUGGGAAGGAGGAAUCCGUGUCCCAGGGAUAUUUAGAUGGCCAGGAGUGUUACCUGAAGGCACAGUUAUUGAUGAACCCACCAGCCUUAUGGACAUUUAUCCUACAGUAGUUAAUCUGGCUGGAGGGGUACUACCCCAGGACAGGGUUAUUGAUGGCCGGGACCUGAUGCCUUUACUGCAAGGAAGAGUUGAGCACUCAGAGCACGAGUUCCUGUUUCACUACUGUGGCAUUCACUUACAUGCUGUGCGGUGGCACCAGAAGGACAGUGGAGCCAUCUGGAAGGCUCAUUACGUGACCCCUGUCUUUCAUCCACCUGGGGCUGGGGCUUGCUAUGGAAAAGGCAUUUGCCCGUGUUUUGGGGAAGGUGUGACCCACCAUGACCCUCCGCUGCUGUUCGACCUCUCGCGAGACCCUUCUGAAGCCCAGCCUCUGUCGGCUGAGACCGAGCCCCUCUUUGGCACUGUGGUAGGGAAGAUUGGCAGAGCCGUGGAGGAGCACCGCAGGACACUGACCCCAGUCCCAGAGCAGCUCUCCUGGCACAACGCGGUGUGGAAGCCGUGGCUGCAGCCCUGCUGCGGGACGUUCCCAUUCUGUUGGUGUGACAAGGAAGGCGAUAAUGAACUCGCCAAGCUGUAAAGGAAAGAACCAGAAUUUCCUC
Merops nubicus (carmine bee-eater) is the source of this 1900-nucleotide messenger RNA. Its product is annotated as arylsulfatase D-like. Lineage: Eukaryota; Metazoa; Chordata; Aves; Coraciiformes; Meropidae. Bases 106 to 1878 code for a protein of 590 amino acids. The record is from RefSeq and is a predicted model, not a curated record. The transcript is spliced from 11 exons. Gene Ontology annotation, molecular function: arylsulfatase activity.